AUGGCGGGUGCAUCAGUGAAGGUGGCGGUGCGAGUCCGCCCGUUCAACUCCAGAGAGAUAGGACGCAACCCCGAUGACCCCGGCUUCACCUCUCAGACACAGGUGUAUAAGGACAUCGGAGAGGAGAUGCUGCUGCACGCCUUCGAAGGAUACAAUGUGUGUAUUUUUGCUUAUGGACAGACGGGUGCAGGGAAGAGCUACACUAUGAUGGGCAAACAGGAGCCUGGUCAGGAAGGGAUCAUACCACAGCUGUGUGAGGACUUGUUUCAGAGAACAGGAGAAAACACAGAUCCUGACCUGACCUACUCCGUCGAGGUGUCCUACAUGGAGAUCUACUGUGAGCGGGUUCGGGACCUGUUGAACCCAAAGUCCCAGGGCACCCUUCGGGUCCGGGAGCAUCCCAUCCUGGGGCCCUACGUGGAGGAUCUGUCCAAACUGGCUGUGACUGGAUUCACGGACAUCCGGGACCUGAUGGACGCCGGCAACAAAGCUCGGACGGUUGCAGCUACAAACAUGAAUGAGACGUCAUCCAGGUCCCACGCCGUCUUCACCAUCGUCUUCACCCAAAAACGACGAGAUCAGAUGACCAGCCUGGACACUGAGAAAGUCAGUAAGAUCAGUCUGGUCGACCUGGCUGGAAGUGAACGAGCAGACUCCUCUGGGGCAAAGGGCACGCGGCUCAAGGAAGGAGCAAACAUCAACAAAUCUCUGACCACAUUAGGAAAAGUGAUUUCAGCUUUGGCUGAAAUGCAGAGCAGUAAAAAGAGGAAAAGUGAUUUUAUUCCCUACAGAGACUCUGUUCUCACCUGGCUACUGAAGGAAAACCUGGGAGGAAACUCUCGCACAGCAAUGAUUGCUGCGCUAAGUCCUGCUGACAUCAACUACGAAGAAACACUGAGCACUCUGAGGUAUGCUGACCGUGCCAAACAGAUUCGCUGUAACGCUGUGAUCAAUGAAGAUCCAAACGCCAAACUGAUCCGAGAGCUGAAGGCUGAAGUGGAGCGACUGAGAAAUCUGCUGUUUUCUCAGGGCCUGCAGGAGCUGCUGGACAAUGCUGUCAACAACAACAACAACAUCAACAACGGCCCCAGUGGUGUCGCAGGUGCGUCCCCCUCCCCUCUUCAGCUGGCUCUCACAUCCAAUGGGAUCACGCCUGAGAAUGGCCCCGCCCCUCCAGGCGCUGAGCCGGUAUCUGAAGGGGACACACCCGCUGACCCUGAUCAGCUGAUCGAGGACGGAGAGGAAAGGGAGGAGGGAGAGUCCACAGAGAACAUCAGCAAAGAGGAAGCAGCUGAGAGACUGAUGGAAACAGAGAAAAUCAUCGCUGAGCUGAACGAGACAUGGGAGGAGAAACUGAGAAAAACAGAAUCUAUUCGUCUGGAGAGAGAGUCCCUGCUGGUGGAGAUGGGCGUGUCCAUAAAGGAAGAUGGAGGAACGCUGGGCGUCUUCUCUCCUAAAGGAACGCCUCACCUGGUCAACCUGAAUGAAGACCCUCUGAUGUCUGAGUGCCUCCUGUAUUACAUCAAGGAGGGCGUGACCAGGGUCGGGCAGCAGGACGUGGACAUUAAACUGUCGGGUCAGUUCAUAAAGGAGAUUCACUGCGUUUUUGUCAGUGAGACCAACGAGCAGGGAGAAGUGGUGGUCACUCUGGAGCCGUUAGUCGGAGCAGAGACCUACGUUAAUGGGAAGCAGAUCACAGACGCCGUCAUAUUAAAACAAGGUAACCGCAUCGUCAUGGGGAAGAACCACGUGUUUCGAUUCAACCACCCGGAACAGGCGCGGCUGGAGAGGGAGCGCAGCGCCACGAUGGAGCAGCAGGAGGAGCCGGAGGACUGGAACUAUGCCCAGAAAGAGCUGCUGGAGAAACAAGGCAUCGACAUCAAGCUGGAGAUGGAGAAGAGACUGCAGGACGUGGAGACUCAGUACCGUAAAGAGAAGGAGGAGGCUGACUUGCUGCUGGAGCAACACCGACUGUACGCAGACAGCGACAGCGGGGACGACUCGGACAAACGAUCCUGUGAGGAAAGCUGGAGGCUCAUCUCCUCCCUGAGAGAGAAGCUGCCGGCCAAUAAGGUGCAGUCCAUAGUAAAGCGCUGCGGUCUGCCCAGCAGCGGUAAGAGGAGGGAGCCUCUGCGAGUCUAUCAGAUCCCUCAGAGGAGGAGGAUCAGCAAAGACCCCAAACGGGUGACCAUGGAGGACCUCCGCAUGCAGGCCGUCAAAGAGAUCUGCUACGAGGUGGCUCUGGGAGACUUCCGUCACUCCCGUCAGGAGAUCGAGGCGCUCUCCAUCGUCAAAAUGAAGGAGCUGUGCCGCAUGUACGCCAAGAAGGACACCAACGAGAGGGAGAGCUGGAGGGCCGUGGCCCAGGACGUCUGCGACACUGUGGGCAUCGGAGAGGAGAGGAGCCCUGCCGCUGAAGAAGGAGGAGGAGGAGGUGGUGGUGGAGGAGGAGGAAGUGGUGGUAGUGGAGGAGGAGAGACAGUGGAAGGUGGAGAGAAGAGAGGCGUGUACGAUUUGAAGGCUCACAUCGAUAAGCUGACAGAUAUUUUGGAGGAGGUGAAGCUGCAGAACAACAUGAAGGACGAGGAGAUCAAAGCUCUGAGAGAUAGAAUGAUCAAGAUGGAGAGCAUCAUACCUGUUCAGGACGACGACAUGAAUGGCGAGGGAGGAGAAUCCCCUCAGAGAGAGAGAGACGGGGACGUGGACGAAGACGACGACUGCCCCAACCACCCAGAGGUCAGAGUUCAGCGGCUGAUGGAUGAGGACCCGGCAUUCAGGAGAGGACGGCUCCGCUGGAUGAAAAAGGAGCAGCAGCGGCUCCUGAACCUGCAACAGCAGAACAUCACCAAGAAGCUGCGAGGACAGAACCAAAGCCAAGGUCAGAACACCCCCACUGUCCCGAUCCACCUCCCGGGAACCGGUCGCUUCAUCCCUCCCCAGGAGUGCAAGCUCAAGUUCCCCUUUAAGAGUAACCCUGCCCACCGGCUGUCCUGGGGACCCGCUAGCGCUGCCCUGCAAGCUCUGGGUCUGGUCGAGGGAGGAGGAGCAGGAACUGAUGCUGGUGAGCAGAAGGAGAACAGGGGAGGAGAAGCUACAGGUUCUCCCUCACCUCCGCCUCCCCCACAAGGUCAACUCCCUGGUCUCUUGCCCCUCCCCUUCCCAGCUCAGCCUCCUCGCAUGCGCACCCCCAGCCCUCAUCGUGCCUGGCAGCAGCGUAACCAGGGCAACCAGGGUGGCUACCACUACAACAACCAGGGCAACAACCAAAACCAGCAACGUCGUUACCGCCGAAACUCCCUGGACAGCUCGCCACAGGGCAACGGGAGCUACGACAAUGACCAGCACUUCAGCGGCGGUGGCAACGGUGGUCACCAGGGGCGACCAAGACAGAGGAGGGGGUUUUCCCCUGGGCCAGGGGGGGAGAGAGGAGGAGGAGGCAGAGGAGGAGGAGGAGGAAGCAGAGACCGGGACAGAGACAGAGACGGAGGCUUCCCUUAUAAUCAACGCCAGCACCAUCAGUACCACCACCACCAUCCCUACUACAACCCCCACAAUGCACCAUUCCAACCUGGACCUCACCCUCACCCCCAUUACCACAGCCUGCCGCGGUCAGGGGCCCCGGCCCUUCCUGCUGACAUGCUACUGGGUAUUGUGCCGCCGCCAGGGGUGUGGGCUUUCAACACUCCGCCCAGGAUGAGGCGGCAGUUCAGCGCACCGGACCUCAAAAACAACAACAACAAUAACAACAAGGAGACACCGAUCUGACCUCUGACCUCCUGAACACGGAGGCUCCUGAUUGACUGCGGGACAUGGGGUGAUCCUGAUGCUGUAGAGAAUCGGCUGAGAGUGUGGUUGUGUGUGCACGUGUGUGCAUUUGAGCACUUUUACACACCCUGUAUCCUCUGUCCUGCUGUGCGUGUGUUUGUGAAGCUUUUAGCUUAGCACAGGUGAGCUGUUAGCAAUGCUGACGUGCAAACAUUGAAUUUCAAUUUGUUUUAUUCUAUUUUAUGGAGUUUGUCAUUCUGUCAGACUUUGAUCACGUAAUGAUUUAGCUUUUUUUUUCUUUUUUAAAUUUCACCGAUGGCUGAUGUUCGGGCGUUGAUCACUGUGUUAACGAGGUGCCUUAAAGCCGACAUGUCUGCUGGUGAAGCUAAUUUUGUUUUAAAGAUAAAGGACGUCAGUUAGCAGGGUGGUGUUUUUGUGUUUGAUGAGGGGUUUUUUUUAGCUUUUAGUGCUAGCAGGUGAAGAAUAGGUGAAAUUGUGAGCUUCGCCUGCAUUCAGGUUCCAUGGGAAUUACAGAUUGUACAGCUUGUUAAACUCACUUCAACCCUCAAACUGAUGAUUAGGAAUUUAAUCAGAAACAGUAAACUUGUAUUUACAUCUUCUCCCAUGUGAUUUGAAUGCAGCAUCGCUGAGUGCUACAAACCAAAGAAAGCGGCUGUGCGGCACUUGCUAGUCAGGGUAAAAGCAUCAGUGCAGGAAUAAUAAGUGCCAAUGGGGCAUUUGCAAAAACAGCAAAACAAAAAUGGAGAAGUUGAGGGUGAGAACGGCGAGUGUAAAUGGGCCCCUGAGGAAGAAGAGGUGCAGAGAGGAAGUGUAGUAGGUGCUGCGCUUGUCUUACCUGUCAGAUGUUUGUUUUUAAGAGCUGUGUGUGUAUAUUUGAAGUGUUAAAUCUGAUUUUUAAACACGUGAAAUGUCCUGACGGUAGGUUCACCGUCUCUGGCAAUCGUGGGAAAUGCAAGUGAUGCGUAACACAUGAUGAUGUCCCAAGGUGGGAGUUGAUGUUGGAGCUCAGAGACAUAAUCAUGAAGGGAUGGAUUUGUUUAUGUAGGGCUAGAUAAGCAAGGAAUUCUGGGAGAUGUAUUGAGAAGGAGAAGGUUUUGAGGGAGAGAAGAAGCUGAUAUACAGUAAGCGUUUUGUUUUUGAAGAAGUAACAGACACUACAGCAUGUCAGGUGUGAUACAAGAUUCCUGCUGUAAGGAUGUGACACUUUUUACAUUAUAUCCAAUUCAAGAAGGAUGGGAAAAUUCACUGCUGCCUUCCUGGCACGUAGGGAUCCUGGAAAUUGUGGCCUCCACCUGUUUCAGGUUGCUUUUAAUUUCUUCUCUUUUUCAAACAUGACAUUUACACACACAUAUUUUUGCUGGUGUUGUGUUCACUUCACAUCUUUAAGAUAGGAAACAAAUUUCCAGCUUCCUGCGUCACAGCGAACGCAGCGUUUUAUGUGCGUUUUAUUCGCACUGAAUUAAUGAAGACAAGUUUACUGCCAAGAGGGGCUGGGAGAGUUGGCGAUACUGCGCACACUCCACCCACUCAAAGCAGAGGAUUCUGGGAGUUAACAAGUGGAGCAACUAUGAGCUCUGUGGCUUUUAAGGCUUUUUUCAUAAAAAGGUAAGAAUCAACCAAUGGCAGCGCUCCUUCCUGCUGCAAGAGGGAGUCAGUGCCAUGACGAUGACGAUAAUUAUGAUGAAAAUGAAAGUGAUUGCAGUUGGCCUGAGAAGCAUGAUGUCAGCAGAAUCUCUGGAAUUGACCAAUCACAGGACAAUCUCUAAACCUGCUUCCACUGCCGGGCCUGAUGGGAAAAUUUGUUUUUUGUUUUUUAAUUAUUAUUAUUAUUUUUAUUUUUAU
Messenger RNA from Pundamilia nyererei, 5628 nucleotides. RefSeq names its product kinesin-like protein KIF1C. Bases 1 to 3765 code for a protein of 1254 amino acids. The transcript is spliced from 26 exons. Gene Ontology annotation, biological process: microtubule-based movement. The record is from RefSeq and is a predicted model, not a curated record. Gene Ontology annotation, molecular function: microtubule binding; ATP binding; microtubule motor activity. NCBI's taxonomy places the organism in Eukaryota, Metazoa, Chordata, Actinopteri, Cichliformes, Cichlidae.